Messenger RNA from Maniola jurtina (meadow brown), 1171 nucleotides. RefSeq lists its product as uncharacterized. Bases 368 to 1024 code for a protein of 218 amino acids. The transcript has 6 exons. The record is from RefSeq and is a predicted model, not a curated record. NCBI's taxonomy places the organism in Eukaryota, Metazoa, Arthropoda, Insecta, Lepidoptera, Nymphalidae.
CGCAGGCACAGCUAGUAAUAAAUAAUCUCAUUUAUUUAACUUGUUGUAAGUAAAUAACGACAAAAUAUCGAGUAUAAUCAAUAAUUAUCCAUGAAAUUGAAUUAUUAAAUACAAGACUUCAUACGUACGCGAGUUUAAUAAUACUAGUAUGGUAGUAUAUCAAAAAAAUGUUAGAGAACAAUUCGCACAAUAAGCAAUAAAAUUAUAUCGCCAGCAACUUUCAUACUUUUUGUGAUAAAAAUAUGACGUUUCAACUUGAAAGGGUUAUUAAAUGAAAAGAAUGAGGCCGUGGAUUGUUUUGCUCGUAAUUAGUGGGGAAUAAAGUAAAAAUCCAAUUUCUAAAGAAUGUAGUGUAAAGUCAUACAAAAUGAAAUACCAAAAGAUGUAUCGAAUCGGCGCGGAAUUCCGCAAAACGUUAUUGAAAAGCGAUAAACGCGCUGACGUUGUAGUAUCUCUAAUACCAAAUGAGACGAAAAUAGAUGCAGCCGAGAAUGACCUAAGAGGAGUCGAAACUAGAAGAAGAAGAAGAAGAAAGAAGUCAGAUAAAACAAAAUCAACAUCUUCCGAAGGAGACAAAUUAAGAAGUAGUUCCGGAGGGGAUGGGGAGAGCUUGGCACUGUCAUCGGAUGACACCACGUCACAUUCGAGCUCGUCGGACGAGAGAACAAAACCUAAGUCUUCUGCGGAAAGGACAGGCUGGAGAAAAUGGCACAGAAAAUGCCAAGCGUGUCCAGAAGAUAUGGCAAAGAAAUGGCGCGACCCAUCCAUUAACUGGAUUUGUGGAGCUUACCAGCGAGCCAGGAGGUCUUUCAAGAGCCUUUGCAUGAUGCAUUACAGGAACUGUCAGGAUGGAACCAUGUUUGUAAAAAUCCACGACCAUAGAUGUGCGAAUGACACUCCGAGAGAUCCAAGGCCUCACGGCAUACACUUCUUUUACGACUACAAGGCUCGCCUAAGUGGUGAUUCUACAGGAAGCUCUACUGAGGAGUCUUCAGGGACGGAUGACAGCUCCGACAGCAUGUAGACUUGCUUCAAAGGAGUCUCUCUCAAGUGCGCCCCAUACACAUGAAAGAUUCCUUUUCGAAAAUCAACCAAACUCCUAAUCUUUAAAAAUACCUAUAGAAGGAAUAGGUGACUGACUGAUCUAUUAAGGCACAGCUCAAACUAGUGG